Molecule: messenger RNA, 3251 nt
Organism: Drosophila novamexicana
Lineage: Eukaryota; Metazoa; Arthropoda; Insecta; Diptera; Drosophilidae
Gene: scaf
Product: inactive serine protease scarface
Exons: 8
Coding region: 251-2392 (713 amino acids)
Biological process (GO): proteolysis
Molecular function (GO): serine-type endopeptidase activity
Source: RefSeq, a predicted model, not a curated record
AGUCCGUGCAGUAGCAGUGCAAAUCCGGCUCCGUCUGGAAAAAUAUUUACUGUUACUCGCUCCGCCGUUCUCUGCCGUUCCUCUGGGUGCACUCUUGUCGGUCCCACGAAAAUAGACGCCGACAAAAAGGCGAUAAACGAUAAACGAAUAUAAAUUGCUUCGCUCCGAGCAGGCAAGUGGCCAGCCAAAUGGGAUUCAACUCGGAUCUAAAGAAGCGACACGCAUUUGGAAUAUAAUCAUAUCAAACGCCAUGUCACGGUUUCAAAGCCCACUCGCUUUGGCCCUGCUGCUGCUGCUGUUGGCCAUGCAAGGCGCCGUCAAUGCCAGCUACCAGGCCAACAUGUUCCUCAAUGGUCAAUAUCAAAACGAUAUUAAGGAGCAGCCCGAAACGCAUUUCUCCGUCAAUCCCGUCUCGAAUCCAUUCCUGCAUCAUGCCGUGAUCAGCAGACAGGCGUCGCCAUUCCAAGCGCCAACCUAUCUGCCGCCGCUGGAGCAGCUCAAGUGCGCCAAUGGACAGCAGUGUGUGCGUCAGGAUCAGUGCCAGAAUGGCUACUUUAGCCAGCAGCUGCCCAAGAUUCAGAACUGCAAUCCCGAAUCAAACAUCUGCUGCACUUACCGACCACCGGCCACAACGACGACAACAACCACAACAACCACGCCCGUGCCGUAUGCCACCUGUCCACGUGAUUCGGAUUGUGUGGCGCCGCAAGAUUGUCGCAAUGGUGAAAUCAGCGCCAUCAACUAUGUGAAAAAGCAGGGGGCAAAUCGUUGCUAUGAGCCGGAGAUUUGCUGCCGCAUGCCAUCGACUACGCUGACCGAGGAUGGCUACAUUUUCAACCUGCCCGAGAAGACAUUCCCGCUGCCCACCAAUCCCACCGUGCCCGCCGUGCGCACCACACAGCCCGCCUAUCGGCCACAGCCCACAACUGCGCCUGCCCCACGUCCCACCAAUGAGUAUCUGCCGCCCACAACCACACGUCGUCCCGUGGUUGAUUAUUUGCCACCGCAAACCACUCGCCGGCCCAUCUAUCAGCCGCAGCCAACACAGACACGCGCUCCGCAGCCGACACGCCCACAGCCCACGCAGCAGCCGUACCGCCCACAGCCCACGCAGCCGCCGUACCGUCCGCAGCCCACACAGCAGCCCUACCGCCCGCAGCCCACGCAGCAGCCGUACCGUCCACAGCCCGAGCAGCCCGCACCCACUCAGCCUGCGUACCGUCCACAGCCCACACAGGCGCCGACGCGUCGCCCCACCAAUGAGUACUUGCCGCCCGUGUCUGUCAACGAGAUUCCACACCGCGAGCCGCGUCCCACGCAGCCGCCACGAUAUGAGCCGGACCGUGUGCCACAGCCGUCCAAUGAGAAGCCCGUGUACCGCGGCGAGGAUCAGCUCUCGCCCCAGAUCUUCCCUACGCCCGGUGCCGCCGAUUUGCCCAAGCACUAUGCCAAGUGCGCCUCAGCGCUUGUCUGCAGCCCGGAGAACUAUUGCAAUGCCAUUGGCGUGCUGAGCGAUACGCCCCUGCAGCUGAGCCCCAUGGAGGCCGCCUUCCGUGUGCCGCUCACCGACUGCCUGCUGCCCGACAAUGGUGCGCCCGGCAAGUGCUGUCGCGAUCCCAACUAUGUCGAUCCCUGGCCCGUCAAUCUCGCCGGCGUUUGCGCCACCCGCAACAAGCGCACCAAGCCCACGGGCGUUAAGGAUAUUGAUGCCAACUUCGCCGAGAUCCCAUGGCAGGCGAUGAUUCUGCGCGAGUCAAGCAAGACCCUGCUCUGCGGCGGCGCCAUCAUUGGAGACGAGUUCGUGCUUACCACGGCCAGCUGUGUGGACGGCGUGCCCGUCAACGAUGUGCGCAUCAAGGCCGGCGAAUGGGAACUGGGCAGCACCAACGAGCCGCUGCCCUUCCAGCUGGUGGGUGCCAAGACCAUUGACGUGCAUCCCGCAUACGAUCCCUCGACCAGAGCCAAUGACAUGGCCAUCGUACGCCUGGACAAGCGUUUCGAGUUCGCCACCCACAUUCAGCCCAUCUGCAUCAGUGACGAGGAUCCCGGCGCGUCCGAGCAGUGCGUGACCACCGGCUGGGGCAAGCAGGCGCUGUCAAUUCAUGAGGAGGGCGCCAUUAUGCACGUGACCCAGACCUCGACGCAGGCGCGCAGCGAUUGCGGCGCGGACGGCACCAGCGUCUGCAGCGCCACCAAGUUCGAUGCUUGCGAAUUUGAUGCGGGCAGCGCGCUGGCCUGCGGCAGCGGCUCCAAUGUCAAGCUCAAGGGCGUCUACAGCGGCGAGAACAAUUGCGGCGAGAAUCAAUCGGUGCGCUUCGCCAAGCCAGACAUCAAAUGGAUCAAUCAGGCAUUUGCCGAUCGCAGCAAGCCGCUGCUCCUGAAGCGCUUCUAGAGGCGCCUCGGGCCGCUGAACAGGAUUUAGCCAACCAAUCGAGUGUACAACAAACGGAAGAUGAUAUCCAGAAUGUUGAGCAAUCAAUCCAUCGGGCGACAGCUCAACUGUUGCAAACGUGUUUUUUUUUAGUUGAACUAUUUUUAAUGUAGCCAACUUUGCGCUGCUGUUAAACUCUUUUCACUCUUCCCGAAAGCACCGCCAGCACCCGCAUCAUCACACUGACCAGCAGCAGCACCAUCCCAUCCCAAACCACGAACCACUCCACCACAUCUACCCCGUCCACAUUUCUAAUUUAUUCAAAACAAGUGUCUUUUGUCUUUACCUUUCUUUGAGUUUUUAACUGCCAGCGUUUCUUCUCGAAUCUAUUUCUAUUUUAGUUCAAAUAAGCAAAGUGAACAAUUUUAAUGGUAUAGAAGUCCAGCAAGUUGUAAAAUAUUUAAUUAUAAGCCUAGGUUCUACGGACAAACUCGAUGAAUUGCCAAUACGAACAAUACGGACGAACGAAACCCAAAAUUCAACCACAUUCAAAUCAAACAACAACGAUGAACCGCAAACCUCCAAGUCCUUUGAGAGAAAUUGAGAUUAUACAAGAAAUAAUAUAUUUUUUUGAUUUUUUCUAUCAUUUACUCUACUGCGUACCUAGCUUAAGCGAUACCCGCCCACGCCCCCUGACCCCUACAUCAUCCUUAUAGCCGUGCACCCUUUCACAUAUGAGAGCACCAAUACCGAGAUUUACCGUUAUUUAAAGCUUUUUCCUAUAUCGUAAAUCGUAUAAUAUGUAUGUAUGUAAUAUGUUAAACAUGUUGUAUAAAGUGUCUAUGCAUCUAAAUUUAGCUUCUUAUUUAAUUUUUAAAUA